Messenger RNA from Staurois parvus, 319 nucleotides. NCBI's taxonomy places the organism in Eukaryota, Metazoa, Chordata, Amphibia, Anura, Ranidae. The record is from the annotation of a GenBank genome assembly.
GGAGAUGACCAGAGACUGCGGACAGUACAGGAGAUGACCAGAGACUGCGGACACGGUACAGGAGAUGACCAGAGACUGCGGACACGGUACAGGAGAUGACCAGAGACUGCGGACACGGUACAGGAGAUGGCCAGAGACUGCGGACACGGUACAGGAGAUGACCAGAGACUGCGGACACGGUACAGGAGAUGACCAGAGACUGCGGACACGGUACAGGGGAUGACCAGAGACUGCGGACACGGUACAGGAGAUGACCAGAGACUGCGGACACGGUACAGGGGAUGACCAGAGACUGCGGACACGGUACAGGAGAUGACCA